Leptosia nina is the source of this 1548-nucleotide messenger RNA. NCBI's taxonomy places the organism in Eukaryota, Metazoa, Arthropoda, Insecta, Lepidoptera, Pieridae. The record is from the annotation of a GenBank genome assembly.
AUGUCCGUGACAAAUAGAAAGAAAACUGCUGAAAAAGUGCAAUUGAUCGAGAACGGUGACACAAAUUUGAGCAAUGAAAGAAGUAAUAUAAAAGGUGAUGAAUGGAAUAUCGCAGUGCUAUUGUUCUUAUAUGCGUUGCAAGGUAUUCCACUUGGACUGGCCGGAGCCGUCCCCAUGUUGUUGCAGAAUCGUGGAAUUACAUAUACUCAACAAGCAGAAUUUAGUUUUGUAAAUUGGCCAUUCAGUGUGAAACUACUAUGGGCGCCGGUAGUGGAUGCACUGUUUCUACCAAAGUUUGGGCGACGGAAAACAUGGCUAGUACCAAUACAGUACCUAUUAGGAGUCAUGAUGAUAUUGAUGUCUCUGAAUAUCACGGAGUGGUUGGGAUCCGAAGACAGAGCCCCAAAUAUGGCCUUACUGACAAUAUCAUUCAUAUUUUUGAAUUUUUUGGCCGCCACACAAGAUAUAGCAGUGGAUGGCUGGGCUUUGACGAUGCUUAAGAGGUGUAAUGUUGGACACGCAUCAACAUGCAACACAGUGGGUCAAACGGCUGGCUUCUUCCUCGGCUAUGUAUUGUUCUUAGCACUAGAAUCUCCAUACUUUUGCAACAAAUACCUGAGAUACGAACCGGAGGAGACCGGCCUGGUGACACUGUCCAGCUUCUUACUGUUCUGGGGUUGGGUCUUCAUUGUGACUACCACUUUAAUCGCUUUCCUGAAGCACGAGAAGAAUGAUGCUGUGGAUUCAGAUGAGAGUAAAGGUGUUAAGGAUAUCGUGAACGCUUAUCAACAGUUGUAUACUAUUGUGAAAUUGCCAGCCGUUCGGACGUUGGCUCUUGUUCUGUUCACAGCUAAGAUUGGAUUCUGUGCGAGUGACGCAGUGUCCGGUUUGAAGCUGGUGGAAGCAGGUGUUCCGCGCGAAGACCUCGCCCUGCUGGCUGUUCCUCUGGUGCCUGUGCAGAUCAUUAUGCCUGUGAUACUCGCUAAACACACGACUGGGCCACAGCCGCUGUCGUUGUGGCUGAGGGCGUUCCCGCUGCGGCUGCUGGUGGGACCGAUUGCUGCUGCUCUCGUUGCUGUCACACCCACUUUGCUGGGCGACUCGGGCCCAUCAUACUUCUACUUGUUCAUACUGAUGUGCCUGUAUGUAUUCCAUCAGACCUGCCUCUACUGCAUGUUCGUGGCCGUGAUGGCGUUCUUCGCGAAAGUGUCCGACCCGACGGUGGGCGGCACCUACAUGACCCUCCUCAACACCGUCUCCAACCUGGGCACCAACUGGCCUAACACCCUGGCCCUGUGGGCCGUUGACAGGCUCACAUACAGGACUUGCACAGCGGAAAACCUGAAGGACAACACUUGUUCUACGGAGCUGGAGACCGAGGUCUGCAAGAGCAACGGCGGCGCGUGCGACGAACGAAUCGACGGGUUUUACAUAGAGACGGCCGUCUGCCUCGUGGUCGGGUUCCUCUGGCUGCAGUGGGGGCGGCGGACCAUUCAGCGGCUGCAGCGGCUGCCGCCCAGCGCCUGGCAGAUCGGGCGGCGCGGAUGA